This is a messenger RNA of Didymella exigua CBS 183.55, 987 nucleotides long. Its product is annotated as OTU-domain-containing protein. Lineage: Eukaryota; Fungi; Ascomycota; Dothideomycetes; Pleosporales; Didymellaceae. Gene Ontology annotation, biological process: endoplasmic reticulum unfolded protein response; protein deubiquitination. Gene Ontology annotation, cellular component: cytosol; nucleus. The transcript has a single exon. The coding region runs from base 1 to 987 and encodes 328 amino acids. The record is from RefSeq and is a predicted model, not a curated record. Gene Ontology annotation, molecular function: cysteine-type deubiquitinase activity.
AUGCCCAUCCGGAUCCGCCUCCAAGCGCCCAACGGGCAGCACACGCUCCAGCUCGACGACAAGGCCGCCGUCUCCGACCUGCUCUCCGCCAUUGCCGACAAGACAGACCUCCCGCUGUACGAGCUAAAGUGGAACUUUCCCCCGCAGCCACUCGACCCGUCGCUCUACGGCCUGUCGACGGCCCUGCAAGACACGGACCUCCGGCUCGACGGCGCCUCGAUCAAGGUCAUCGGCCAGGCAACGGGCGACGCCAGCGAGAACAAGGAGGACGGCGCCCUCGACGCCAGCACACGGCAGUCGGCAGCCCCGCUGUCGCUGCAGCGCAAGGAGACGGCGCUCAAGGACACGCCCGAGGUCUUUGUCCCCGACAGGAACGGGACCGUGGUGCUGCGCGUCAUGCCCGACGACAACUCGUGCAUGUUCCGAGCACUCGGCAGCGCAGUGCUCACCCACACGCUCGACUCGAUGACCGAGCUGCGAUGCAUGGUCGCCCAGGCGAUCCAGCGCGACCCCGUGCUCUACAACGAAGCCGUGCUGCAGCGGUCGCCCGACGAAUACUGCCGGUGGAUAUCCCACUCGGACUCGUGGGGCGGCGGCAUCGAGCUGAGCAUUCUCUCGCAAGAGUUUGACAUUGAGAUUGCCAGCAUAAACGUGCAGGACCUGCGCGUAGAUCGCUUCAACGAAGGCAGGCCGCGCCGCUGCAUGCUCGUCUACUCGGGCAUCCACUACGACACCAUUGCGUUUGUGCCCGCGGGCUCGCCGACGUACAGUCCAGAAAAGGACGUCAAGCUCUUCGACGCCAAGGACCAUGUCCUACUGCAAGCUGCCAGGGAGCUGUGUGGGCAGCUCAAGAAGCAAAAGUACUACACGGACACGCAAAAGUUUGACGUCCAGUGUAACAAAUGCGGCUGGAAAGGCGCCGGCGAGCGCGGCGCCUUGCAGCACGCCCAGGAGACGGGGCACGUCGACUUUGGCGAGGCCAACUAG